Molecule: messenger RNA, 4351 nt
Organism: Mycena citricolor
Lineage: Eukaryota; Fungi; Basidiomycota; Agaricomycetes; Agaricales; Mycenaceae
Source: the annotation of a GenBank genome assembly
GAACUGCUGGGGUCAGCUUUAUUGUGAGCCUCAACGUUGUGUGCAGCUUCAUACGCACACCUCCGUUUUACGACUCUGGGCUUUGAACUCGGCCUUCCCUUCUCGGUCGCUCGAAUUCAGGGCGGUUCGUCUCACUCCGCUCUCUCCUUUUUCACGAACGUGGCGCCAUCAGCUCUCCUCUUGCACUCAUGUCGUCCGGCCUCGUCGACCGGCUACCCUCCUACCUGGCCCCCUUCCUCACCCUGUCCUAUCGGGUGGAUACCCCAGAAAAUGUAGACUCGUUUCCUGAUGCCACAUAUUACCACAGUGGGCAACUGGACAUCUGCUUUAUCAUAUCCUGCAUAGCGGUCAUGGCCGUCUUACGCGAUGCGUUACGUCUCGGUGUUUUUGAGCCAUUUGCUAGAUGGAAACUCACCCGAGACUUGGACCUAAAACGCGCUGCAUCCAAAAGAAAAGCAAACGGUUCGGGGAACGGACACGUCAACGGCACGCAUUCGAAAAAGGAGCUUCAGCACCUGCAUCGCAGUGUCCUUCGGUUCGGAGAGCAGGGGUGGUCAGUGGCAUACUAUCCCGUCGUUUGGGGUUAUGGUCUUUACGUCAACUACAUGCUGCCAACACAGCUGACCGAUUAUCGAGCCCUGUGGACGGGCUACCCUCACAUUCCUAUGCCCGGACCCGUCAAGGCGUACUACUUGUUAGAGACUGCCUUCUAUAUCCACCAAGUGCUCGUCUUAAAUGCCGAAGCGCCUCGAAAAGACCACUACCAGAUGAUGGCGCACCAUUUUGUCACCGUUUUCUUAAUGGGUGCCAGUUAUUAUCACCAUUUCACGCGUGUUGGCUGCCUGAUCAUGGCUCUCAUGGACUGCUGUGACAUCUUUCUCCCUCUUGCCAAGAUGUCCCGCUACAUCGAAACUCCCAAAUGGGUAUCUGACAUGCUGUUCGCACUGUUUCUUGUUUCCUGGUUUGUGACCAGACAUGUAUUGUUCUCCGGAGUUAUCUGGUCUGUCUACAUGAACGUGGGCGCGCUAGUCAACUUGCCAUCGUACUACGCCUUGGUCAUCCAGUUGGGAUGGUUUGCAAUGAUUUGUCGUGUAGCGUGGAGGGUGGUUUCGACUGGAGAGGUUGCUGACGACAGCCGAAGCGAUGAGGAAGGCAUAAUGAGCUAUUUCGGGCGCCGCGACACAAAGCAGUCGACACGGGCAGCUAUCGUCGGGCUCAGAGAGCAGCUUCAGAUGAUAGAGAAGAAGGAGGAGCAUCUACAGAAGAAGAUUGACCAGGAGCUGAAGAUUGCCAAACUGAAUGCUGUAUCGAACAAAGCACUGGCAACUGCCGCUUUGAAGAGGAAGCGUGUAAACGAGACGCAGCUAGAUCAGCUCCGGGGCCAACAGCUCCAACUCGAGAUGCAAGUGAACACGCUGGAGUCUGCCAACCUCAACGUAGAGACGAUGGCUGCCAUGAAGAAAGCUGCCGAUGUCUUACAGCAGAUACACUCUGGCAUGUCCGUGAACAAGGUCGAUGAAAUCAUGGCCCAGAUUGCAGAGCAGAACGAGAUAGCUAGAGAUGUUACGGAGGUAAUUUCGAAUCCCACGCACUUGGAUCAAAUGCCCGAGGACGAACUUGAGGCAGAGCUAUCCGCAUUGGAGGACCAGGUGCUGACGGAGCGGCUGGCGGGUGCUGAGCACGUACCAUUGCAUACGCCUGAGGGGGCAAACAGAGUCCGUAGCCCACCCGUUGCGGCCGAAGACGACGAGGAGGAGGCACUUCGACAACUGCAAGCGGAGAUGGCUAUGUAACGACUUUCAAUGUUCUAUCUAUAUCGCCUGGGAUUCUCUACACAUCUCUGCCACUGUUCUAAUAUUCGUUGUACAAUCACUCUGUGGUCCACGGUCAGAGCAAGAUCAUAUGUUUUACAUCAUUAAGUCGGUCGGCACUUGCUAUACUGAUGGAUUAAGAGCAUGAAACCCCGCAAUUAAGAUAUCCCUCCUGCUGUACGAAGCCCGAGCACCCUACGGACAUCGGACGUAAAACGCAAAGAGUCUAGGACCGGAAGCAAAUCUAACAGCGCCUCGUCUGACGGAUCAUGAGUCCAGCCCUCUAUUGGAAUCCCAUUCGCUACCAAACGCGUGAUCAGAGUAAUGGCCCCGCGUCGUCAGGUUCUACGCACCUUCAUUCACUCUGUAACUUAUCGGAGAGUUGUCGACAAUGCAGACCCUCGAAAGAUCCGAGUCGACCACGGAUAGGUCUUUCGUAAACGAGCCGUUAGGCAACUGCGUGCAGGACUAGAACGCCCUGUGAGAGACUGGACUUUCUCUGAUUUGAAUCCCAAACACGCACAUCCCGGUAGAAUCUGUGGACCAGUAUCCCCCGGCCUGCAUCUAGCCAGUCAAUGACUGGAUUGGCGUACUCUUGCACAGACGCCGUAAAUAUAACGAGAGUGUACCAUCCAGAAACCUAGAAAAUCAUCAACCAGGACCGUCGAUGCACGCGCCUGACUAACCGUCCGGAGAAAGAAAUCGACAAACGGUCGCUUGUGGACGUGAUAUACCGUGCUGUGGUCCCCCAAAACGACUUCGACCAUGAUCGCGGAGGAGUUGCUCCGCCCGAGACUGAGAAAGCCGGAGCUGCCGGACUGCAUCGGUCGCGAUGUGGAGUGGAUGAGCGUUUCAUCGAGAUCGAGAACCAGAGUCUUUGGCAAGAGGAACGGGGUGCGGCGGGCGGUAUGCAUGGAAGGAGUGGACACGGCUGGUGAUGUAUCGUCAGCCGCGGCAGUCGGGUUUGAUGGACGUGGUAGUGGUGGUGGUGCGACAGAGGGCACGCGGGCUGGCGGCUCCUCGUCGCCGCUGUCGUUCUCCAGCACACGCAGUUCGCUCUCCAAAACAGCCACACGUCUCCUCCGGAGGAAGCCUGCAUGCCCGGUCACCGACGCCAGAGCUGCGCGUAACGCGUUCCAUGUGAGCACGAGCACUCGUACAAUGAAGGUUCGACGUAGCACGGCCUCGAGGUAGAUUACAGUGGGCGCGGUGUCGUGGGAUGUGGUCGAUACAGCCGCUGAAGCCGAUGAGGGCUGCGGCCGUUCGGAGGCAAGGGCUAUGACGUCUGCGGGAGACGAUGCGGAACGUUUGAGACGGGAUUUGGAGGAACGAGAAUCUUUGGGAGGGAGGAAAAAGGACUUGGUAGACCAGCUUUUCGCGCUCGGAAGUGAGGACGAUUCGGAUCGAGGACGCGAUUCAUCCAGGUAGUGGCCACGUUCAUUUUCGGCGGCCGGCGUAGGUGGCGGAGUCUUUGCGGAAGCUAACGCGUCGAAUUGACGAGAGAGAUAGCUGAGAGAGUUCAUGAGACGGACACGUCCAGCGUCGUACGAGCGCUAUUAGCGCUGAAUCUUUGAAGCCGAAUCGGGACGAGUGUGAGAGCCAAGCGAAUGCACGUUUCUUUCACAAGGUGAUAGGUCAGGUGAUGUCGAGGCAUCUUAUAGACUUGGGUCAUUGGUGCAUGUUUUGCAGCAUGUUGUUGUGCAGGGCAUUAGACAGAAGUAUCAUUAUGUAUUCAUAGAAUGUAGCGGUAGCCCUUGGGCUUGCCCUGCUCCUCUUCGGCCCGCUCCAAUUUUCUGUUCUCGGCCUCCAACACCUUCCGGAAUGCCAAACACAUGGCAAUGCACAACGCGGAGCAGGCGAUGCAAAUGGCGUACGAGUUGCGGUAAGUAGGACCCCAUGCACUGUCAGUUAUGUCAGACACAGAAAGUCUCAGAAUCCAAAGCGACGCACGUGGGCCAGACAUAGCUGGAGGAGGGGAAAACCAAAACAAUUAGGGCGUUGCAUGAGGGAGAAAAGAUAUAGGCGCGUACCAGAUAUGUUUCCUAGCUGACUGAAAGAAUUGAUGAGCGCAAGAGCAACUGCUCGCUUUGAUGGCGGACGGGGGAACGAAUUGGAGCACCACGCAAGGAGCGCUGAAGGGCAAGAUCAGCAUGCAGAAACCACGAGGGUGAUUAUCGACUCACAAACGAAGCCGGCAUAUGACUGAGCCAUGAGGAAUCUUCACCAAGGAUGAGCGUCGAUCGUGUCAGCUGAACUAACAUGCUUACAGAGAGACGUAUCGAGCAGCAGUGUUCAUGGACGACAUGGCGAUGAUAUAGCCGACGAUUCCGAGGGCGAAGGAAGUGCACAUGUGGUAGGACCGUUCCCCGACUUUAUCAGAAUGACUGGGACCAAUAUAAAUACGAGGCCUCGGCUGCAGGUCAGACUGAGCCCACUCACCGAGCGACGAUAAAAGUCACGAUCGCAGCAAAGGCAAAGGGAGGAGCACACUGCCAGAUCUUGAGAUACCAGCGAAAAUAUGGAAAAACAUCUCAUACCAG